Penicillium paradoxum is the source of this 963-nucleotide messenger RNA. RefSeq names its product endo alpha-1,4 polygalactosaminidase. Bases 1 to 963 code for a protein of 320 amino acids. NCBI's taxonomy places the organism in Eukaryota, Fungi, Ascomycota, Eurotiomycetes, Eurotiales, Aspergillaceae. The transcript has a single exon. The record is from RefSeq and is a predicted model, not a curated record.
AUGAGCGCAAAAUCUGGCUGGUGGGCCUGGUCCACUAAGAAGAAGGUCCUUGUCUUGGGAACUAUCGCUCUGGUGGUCAUUGGAUUAGGUGUCGGUCUAGGUGCCGGACUGGGAAUCGGCCUCAAAGGCAGCGGAGACGAUGAUAAUGACAACGAAACCGGAAGUGGCGGUACAAACACAACCACUCCAACCACUCCAACCACCCCCACCAACACAACCGUGAAAUGGCAGCCUGCCGUUGGCACUAAAUGGCAGAUCGUCCUGAAGACCGAUAAAGUCAUCACCUCGGUAGACGCGCCAGUCUACGACAUCGAUCUCUUCGACAACACUAAAGCCUUCAUCGCCGACCUUCAAGCCGAGGGUCGCAAAGUCAUCUGCUACUUCUCCGCUGGCUCGUACGAGGACUGGCGCGACGACGCCGACGACUUCGACAAAGCCGAUCUCGGCAAGGACCUCGAAGGAUGGGCCGGCGAGAAAUGGCUGAAUGUCAAGUCUAGCAACGUGCGCAAGAUCAUGCAGGAGCGUCUUGAUGUCGCGGUGGAAAAGGGCUGCGACGGUGUCGAUCCUGAUAACACCGAUGGAUAUGAUAAUGAGAAUGGACUCGGUCUCACUGAGGAUGAUGCUACUGACUACGUCAACUGGCUGGCUCGGCAGGCUCACAAGCGAGGUCUCUCGGUUGGAUUGAAGAACAGCGCUGCUAUUAUUUCCUCUGUUAUUGAUAACAUGCAGUGGUGUGUCAAUGAGCAGUGUGCUCAGUAUGAUGAGUGUGAUACAUACGAGCCUUUCAUCGAUGCCGACAAGCCUGUCUUCCAGAUCGAGUACCCCAAGGGUGAUAAUACCAACGACAACAAGUCUGUGUCGACCAAGCAGGCGAACUCAGCUUGCACUGCUUACAAGUCCGGGAACUUCUCGACGGUCAUCAAAAACAUGGAUUUGGACAAUUGGGUCCAAUAUUGCCCUUGA